Molecule: messenger RNA, 1244 nt
Organism: Leptopilina boulardi
Lineage: Eukaryota; Metazoa; Arthropoda; Insecta; Hymenoptera; Figitidae
Product: venom metalloproteinase antarease-like TserMP_B
Exons: 7
Coding region: 14-904 (296 amino acids)
Biological process (GO): proteolysis
Molecular function (GO): metalloendopeptidase activity
Source: RefSeq, a predicted model, not a curated record
AUUUAAAUAUGAUAUGAUAAAAGCGGUAGAAUACACUUUAAGUUACUGGAAUGGAGUUGAUUUAAGAUACAGACAAUUUCAAGAACCAAAGAUUCGCCUCUAUAUUGCCGGAAUAGUAUUACUUGAGAAUGCACCACCGUUUGCGAAGCCUGCUUUAUAUACUAACGGAAUGUAUGAAGCACAGAUAAUUUUAGACGAAUUUGGUAAAUUUUUAUAUGAAGACAAUACCAUUCAACGAAUCAAGGAUUAUGAUGUAUCCAUUUAUAUGUCUGGAAGAAUAUUGUAUACGAUGAAUGAAUAUAGAGACACUACAGGUAUAGCAUAUCUUGGAAGAGCAUGCCAUGAUGAAUAUGAACAACCGGGAUAUAACAGCGGAAAAUAUGAUGGUGUUGGAAUAGUUCAAGAUCAAAAUGAUUAUAGAUACCUUUUAACUGCUGUUCACGAAUUUGGUCACAUUCUUGGUGCACCACAUGAUGGAGAGGAAUCAGACUACUAUUCUCCACAUAGUACUGUGGAUUGCCCUAAAGAAGAAAGUUACAUCAUGAGUUAUAAUAAAUAUAAUGGAAACAAGAUUUUAUUUUCUCCCUGUUCUAAAAAAGCAAUUAAAAGUGUUUUAAGUCAAGAUUCUACAAAAUGCCUUCGAAAUAAUCCCGCAAAAUAUGAAAAUAACUAUCCACUACGGAGAUUAUUACCCAGUCGUAUGUUCACUUUAAAUGAACAAUGCAAAAACAUAGGAGCCUAUAAUUGUGAUUAUGUUAAGACAACUUGUUUAGACCUAUACUGUAACCGCAAAGAUAGUCACGGAUAUUUGACGCCGUUUACAUAUAACUAUCCUCCGUUGGAAGGAUCUUAUUGUGGUCGUGGCAAGUACUGCAUAGCAGGACAUUGUGUAGACAUACUAUAAAAGAAACAAGUGAAGAUACACUGAAAAAAAUCUUGCCGAGAAAUUCAACUACCAUUGGGUAGUUGACUAGAAAGUAGUUAAAAUAACUACUUUUUUAGUUAAUCUACACGGAGAGAAAUAGAUGGUAAGAACUUAUGAUCUUAAGAAGGUAAAAAGUAGAUAUUAUCCGGUACUAUCAUUAUGCUACUCGGUACUAUCAAAGAUGUUACAAAAAGUAUGGUUAUGUUACCCACUAUAAUCAAGAUGUUACUUCGUACAAUCUGGAUAGUAACUGAUAAAAUCUAGAUUACUGUCCUUAUAUGUAAGAUCAAAUAUGGUACCUGGUACUAUCUAGAUAGUA